Molecule: messenger RNA, 2748 nt
Organism: Peromyscus californicus insignis
Lineage: Eukaryota; Metazoa; Chordata; Mammalia; Rodentia; Cricetidae
Product: TRPM8 channel-associated factor 3-like
Exons: 7
Coding region: 1-2748 (915 amino acids)
Biological process (GO): negative regulation of anion channel activity
Source: RefSeq, a predicted model, not a curated record
AUGGCAACAACUCCUGAUGCUGCUUUUGAGACCCUCAUGAAUGGAGUGACCAGCUGGGAUCUUCCUAAAGAAUUCAUUCCUAGUGAACUCCUUCUUACUGGGGAGGCCGCCUUCCCAGUGAUGGUGAACGACAAGGGCCAGGUGCUCAUUGCUGCCUCUUCCUAUGGCCAAGGCCGCCUGGUUGUCAUAUCCCAUGAGGGCUACUUGUUGCAUGCUGGCUUUACCCCAUUUCUUCUCAAUGCAGUGAGCUGGCUCUGCCCCUCCCCAGGAGCUCCCAUUGUAGUGCAUCCCUCCUUGGCAUCACUAGUAAACAUCCUAGGUGACUCUGGCAUAGAGGCGCUGGCUCAGCCUGAACCUGGAGAGACUCUGGGUGUUUACUGCACGGAUGCCUACAAUGACAGUUUGACUGAGAAGCUGGUCCAGUUUGUGAAGCAUGGUGGGGGCUUGCUCAUUGGAGGCCAGGCCUGGUACUGGGCUGACCAAAAUGGACAUGAUAAAGUGCUCUCCAUUUUUCCUGGAAACCAGGUGACAAGUGUGGCUGGAGUGUAUUUCACAGAUGUCUGUGGGAAUAGAGACUUGUUCAAGGUCUCUAAAAAGAUACCCAACCUCACACUUUAUGUCAAGUGUAAUGAUGAGCUCAAGUAUGACCAGCAGCAGCUCCUGGAAGGGAUGUCUGAGAUGGACAUUGGGACAAGGGCAGUCCCCUCCCAGCUGCUGGUACAUGGGCAGAGGGCCUUUCCCUUGGGAGUUGACAAUUCAUUCAAUUGUUUUCUUGCAGCUGCCCACUAUGGCCGCGGUCGUGUGGUGUUGGGCGGGCAUGCACGUUUUAUUCUUAAUCAAACGAUGCUGCCGUUUGUGCUCAAUGCUUUGCACUGGCUGAUGGGGCAUCAAACAGGCAGGAUUGGGUUGGCUUCAGAAAUGAAAGCACUGAAGUCUAUGCUACCAAAAAGCAGCUUCCAGUGGACUGAAACCGAACUUCUGACCAGUGAUCUGAGUGUCUUUUGCUGCUGCUCAUUCACUGAUAUAGACGCCAAGAAAGUAGAGGAAUUUGUUGCAGAAGGUGGAGGUUUGCUAAUUGGCGCAGACGCCUGGCUAUGGGGCCGCAGGAACCCAGACUCUAACUGCAUGACUGAAUACCCAAAUAACAUCAUCCUUAAAUGCUUUGGCCUUGGAAUCAUAAGCCAGAUAGUCAAUCGAGGAUCCUUCCCAGUCCCAAAUUCUAAAGUGAUAAACUACCACAUCCGUACAGCCCUGGCCCAAUUUGAGUCCAUGAUCUACAGCCAGGAGAGCAUAUUACAAGAGAGAUGGCUGGGGAAGCUCCUGAAAGACUGUUCCUACAUGUUUCAAAUAACACAUCAGAGGAUUUCUACUUAUGACUCUGUGAAGAAACACGCUCUGAAAAUCAUCCAAAACAAGGGCUUCCCAAGUGUGAGUGAAGAAUACCCAAUCAUAAAUGGCAGCUCCCAGGCCUUUCUGCUUUUCCUGGCUUAUGAACUAUUCAAAUCCGGAGUUGACAUAUCUCAGUUACUUCCUCCUCCCUCCUUACUACCUUCCACAGAAUCUCCCAUGACCAUUAAAAUCAGCACAGACUACUGCAAUUCCUGGGUGAGCACUGGACUCUACUUGCCUGAAGGUCGGGUUGCACAAAUGACACUUCCCAGUGAAGCGACUCAAGCCAACCUGAAGGUCCUCAUUGGUUGCCAUACGGACAACGUAAGCGAAGCAAAAGUUUACCACCGUCCCCCUGUGAUGACGUAUACAUACCACUUAGAUUCAUCUCAGAAGUCCAUCUCCUGGCUCUACGGGGGGCUUCUCUACAUCAUUGUUCCCCCCAAGUACAAUCAGGAUGAUGUGUCUGUCACCAUCACUGGGGCUGUGUCUGCUCCAUACUUCAGGAUAGGUGAGACGACCCAGGAGGAAUGGAAGAAUCUUAUCAAGUACAGCGAAGCUCCCUGGGGAGAACUAGCCACAGACAAUAUUAUCCUAACGAUCCCUACGGAAAACCUCAUGGUCCUUCAGGACCCAUACCCGGUGCUCCAACUCUGGGAUGAGAUGGUACAGGCUGUAGCCAAGCUGGCAGCCAGGUCCUUCCCUUUUGAAAGACCUGAGAGAGUUGUACUUGACAAACAGAUUUCACUUGGUUUUCUCCAUUCUGGAUACCCCAUCAUGGGCUACACUAGUAUAGCAAAAGGCAUCAUUGAUGAGGUCACAAUCAGGUCACAUGGUAUUUGGGGUGUGAUACAUGAGCUGGGCCACAACCAGCAGAAGGGUAAAUGGAAUUUCCCACCGCACACCAAUGAAGCUUUGUGUAAUCUCUGGGCUGUUUAUGUGCAUGAGACUGUUCUAAAUAUCCACAGGGAUCAGGCCCACCCUUCUCUGAAUCCUGAACUUCGAAAGCAGAGGAUCAAAGAUCACCUGUCCAAGGGAGCACCCCUGAGUAACUGGGUUGUAUGGACAGCUCUAGAGACUUAUCUCCAGCUUCAGGAGAGCUUCGGGUGGGAGUCAUUCAUCCAGAUCUUUGGUGACUACCAAAGCCUCUCGAGCUUUCCCCAAGACAAUAAGGGCAAGAUGAAUCUGUGGGUGAAGAAGUUCUCUGAGGUUGUGAAAAAGAACCUGGCCCCUUUCUUUGAAGCCUGGGGCUGGCCUGUCCAGAGUGAUGUGGCUGAAAGCCUGGCCUCUUUGCCAGAGUGGCAGGAAAACCCCAUGAAGAUGUAUGCAGACGAUGGUACAGAAAGAAGAAACAACUGA